AAUAUUUGAGAGUUGAUAGCCUAGAAUGAUGACACGUGGAAGGCUCCUGAUUUGCUUACACCUAGGAUGACACGCCUCCAGUUAUUAGCGGAAGCUCCUCCUUUCUUCCCCUCGACCUUCUUCUUCGCGUUCUUCGCGGAAGGAAAGUAAAAAAAAGUUGGAUCUUCAAUUCACGCUAGGAAACUAAUUUGAUUCGGCCCUGAUUCCUCGCUGCCUUGAUUUACACGGAAGGAAAGAAAUCGAGUAAGAGUUUCCGGUGUUGGUCCCAAAGUGGCAAGUUGUGUUGGAGAAAAGUCAGAAUGGAUCUACAUCAUGUCAUUCAUAUGAAUACUCACGUUUCCCAAGUUAAAAAAGAACAGCUGUGACAUAUGCCAGACUAUUGCUAUUUUCAUAGGCGUCCCUGGCUUUCUGUUGCAGCUAGGGUUAAAAAUAGCAGCUCGCCGAUGUUCAUCCAAGAAGUGCUCUGUAUGCUUCCUAGCUUGGGUUAGUAAGAAUAAUACUCAAUUUGAGUUGAACCGUCGUUGCCUUCUUAGCGCCAGAAGUACUCUUUUCUCCAGAAUCUUUGGAUCUGUUGGCACAUUGAAAUUCAACAUAUGUUCUGCUUCUACACUAUUUGGAGCAGCCCUAUGUUGCUUACAAUUAGCAUGUUCAAGCUUUUUUUGUUCAAUUAAACUCCACAUGGACUCUAGAGAUAAGGAACUAAUGGAGUUGUGAUACUUCAACCUAGACGUAUUAAAAUUUCGAGAUUUGUAAGAAUUUGGCGGGAAAAAGGAAAAACCAACAGAGGUAAUUUUUAUUGUUUGAUUUUAUUAUAGGUGGUUUGCUAUUUCUACACCCUAUCUAGCGUGUUGUCUCCAACAACAUGGUAUUGUAUUGUUGGAGACAACAAAGUUAUGCUAUAGCUUUAUGCAUUUCAGCCACAAAGUAUAUAAUGAUCCCCUUUAUGAUUGAAAGAUAAAUUAUCGACAGAUACGAUUUUAUCAUGAUUCAUGAUUGAAAACUAUUAAAGAUAUUUUGAGUAUUAUUGGCUCUGACUGGGAAGAUGUAAUUAUCUAGACCUUUAAUAGUUACAAUAUUUUAUUGACAUUUUUAUUUGUGGUUUGUUUUAAUGACAUUUCUAUGAUUUCCUUUCAGAACUUUGACUGGGUGCAACUCUUUUUUACAUGAUUUAUAACAUUACUGAUAACAAUAGAAGGUACUAUAGUUCACGUGGGCACUACAAAAGGGUAAUAGAGGGUAGCGAGGGAAACUCUGGUGCAAUCCUUGUGAGAAGGUGAUGAACAAUGAUGCUCCGAGGGAAAAAAUUCCACGAAGUACUUUCACGACAUCAAAGACUUUUAUGAGGUUGAAAAGAUUAUUGGACAAUCUGCCAUGAGUGUGUAUCAAGUCAUAGCAAAAUUGGAGGUUUUUUCUGUGUGGAUAUCACUCGGAGCAUGGGCGAAUCGUAGGAAGAAUGAGAAGCGUUAGUUUUGCCUAAACGAUAUGCUGCUAUAUGUUUGCAAUUAAGAGCGACGGAAAUAAGGAAGUUGUUUACCAUGUUACGGUUGAUUAGUUUUGAGUAGAUUGUGGUGAACCAAUGCUCCAAACAAAUUAUUGAGCAUAUUGUAAUAGGUUUUGAAUGAUUAUGGUAACGCAUAAUCGAUGGAGUCUAUCCCGCCAAGGGCGCGAUCCCCUUUUCCCGGCUCCGUAACGGCCAAUCUGCUCCAUCUCCUUCUCCGGAUUGACUCUGCCAGCUGCGCUUGGCCUGAGAUUCCGAUUCGGCUACCCCCAUCGUCCAAUUCUCGCCAAGCCGAUCAAUCGGCCUCUGGCCGUAACCCCGGCCACACUCAAUCACCCCAACCGUCACCGUCGGCCGUGUCUGGCCAUAAACGGCGUCGAUUGAGGAAGCAAUUCCCUUCCUCAACCUCGGUAGAUGAGGGCUCGAGGGUUGGAUUGGACGAAAACAUCAUGGCGCUGUGCCAUUGCCAGAUUACUGACCGGGGAUUCGCCGAUGCUAUUGACAUGGUCGGACCUUCCAUUGAAGUCAUGAGACCUACCAGCACCCAAACCGCCCUGGACGCCCCUUCAGGGUUCUUCACGGUCCAUCUGGCGUCUUUGAAGAAGGGGCUGCGCUUCCCACUCCACCCGCUUUUGAUCGAAUUCCUCAACGUGGUGGACCUUCUUCCGUGUCAGUUGGUCCCCAACUCUCACCGGUACAUCGCCGGUUAUUUGGUCCGGUGCAAGGUUGUAGGGGUGAAACCAACUUUGGACCAUUUCCUAUUCACUUUUAAGCUGACCAAGGGCCAUAAGGAUUGGGCGUCCUAUGCCAGCCUUUCCCAGAGGUCUAGUAAGCUCUUUGCUAGUGACAAGAAGGGGUCGACCAAAGACUGGAAACCCUUCUUCGUUUUCGUCUCGACGGGGCCCGAAUCUCCUUUCACGGGUUCAGGGCGCCCUUCCUUCCGCCGCAUCCCAUGCCCCCCAUCUGAUGCCACCCUUUUGUCCAUCACUCGCCAACUCUGCAAUAAGGGAGUUAUGAACAUUAAAGAGGUGGUGACAGAGGAAACCCUUGCCGGGUUGGGGUUUGAGUUUGUUCAGGAUGAGCUUCGCCACCAACCCGACCUACUGAGGGACAUCCCCGGGGGGCAUCAGCCUGUCCAGCUGAAGGACAUUCCUGAGGAAGGUCUUGACUGUGGUCCUUUUGUGGAAUUACAAGAUUUAGGAGAAGAGAUGGACGACGAUCUCCUGCUCAGUUGCUUCACUGCAGGGAGGAAGAGGAAGAGAGAGGCGAAGGGCCAGGGCAAACGCUCUUCGUCCCACCAUGAGGAGAGUCCCUCCCGAGAGCCGGCUGUAAUUGUAGUGGAGGACCAGGAUGAUGCUACCCUGGAAACGGGUGCGGUGACCCGUCAUUCCCCUCCCCACUCUGUGAGGCCAGGUGGCGACCUCGCUGGGUCCUCGGAGCGACCUCCUUCGCCUCCCGCGGUGACCUACGAGGUGGCGACCGGGGGUCGCUCGACGAGGCUUUGCAUUCCUCCUCUGCCCCAAAGCUUAGGGGACGUGCAACUGGAGACCCUGAUCACCUUGCCCGCGGAGGACCAAGCUCGCAUCUCGGCCGGUUCUGAGGACGACCUUGAUAACAUGGUCCUCUUGAGGCUAAGCCAGGCCACGCUGGGGAUGAUCGAGGUGGUCGGUAGGAGACGGGGUCACCAGGCUGCCUUGGGCGAGGCGUUGAAGACAUCGGAGGCCAAGCAGAAGGAAUUGCAGGAGGAGGUCGCCCGACUCACAAGAGAGCUGGGGGAGAAGGAAGAUCGUUGCGCGGCGCUUGCUGCAGAGAAAACUUCCAAGGAGAACCGCUGCGUCACCCUUGAGGCAGACAAAGCCUCCUUGUCCUUGGAGGUAGAAUCUGUUUCCGCUCGCGUGGUCGAGCUGGAGGGGGGAAAAUCUGACCUGAUCCAGCAGUUGGAAGUGGAGAGGAGCGACCAGGCCCGCCAUGCGGAGGAAGUGGUAGAAUCCUUCAAGUCUUCUCCUGACUUCACGAUGGUCGUGAUGGAGCGAAUGGAAGAACUAACAGCCGCUUGGCUCAAAACUGAACCUGGGGCUCAAUGGAUGGUCAAGGAGGGGACCAAGUCCUUCAAUUGUGGACUCUUCCGCGCCCAACAAGUCUUCCGCGACAGACUGGCCCAUCUCCCCAAAGGAUUCUCUCUCCCCGACCUCGGCUUUCCCCCUCCUUGCCGUUCCUUGGCCGAGUUCGACCCCAGCCCUUACUUGGACGGAGGGAGGUCAAGCGCGUCUGAAGAAGAGGAAGAAGAAGAGGAGGAAGGUGGACAGGGCGACCAGAAUCCAGGAGCCAGCUUAGCCACGUCCAAAGCGGGUGGACAUUCUGGCUCGACCGUCUAAACUCCCCUGUUGUUCCCCCACAGCUUUAUAAACACUUGCUUUUUUUUUCAGUAUGAUUUGUCGUUUUGAUAUAAUGCUCCUAUGUUGUUCGAUUU
Molecule: messenger RNA, 3968 nt
Organism: Cuscuta campestris
Lineage: Eukaryota; Viridiplantae; Streptophyta; Magnoliopsida; Solanales; Convolvulaceae
Source: the annotation of a GenBank genome assembly